AUGCUUAGAAAUCAAAAUACGAAAUAAGUAGUUUUAAUUGGAUAUAUUGGUCAUGGUAAAACAACUCUUUUUAAUAAAAUUUGUAAGGCAAAUUAACCAGUAGAAUUUGGUGGACCAUCUGUCACAAGACAAUCUGUUCUUAGUUAAAGUGCCUAUGGAGAAGGUUUUAAUUUGAUAGAUACUCCUGGUUUAGGGACAGAUAAAGAUAAAUUGGGUCAUGUAAUUUGCAUUUCGACAGCCUUAACCUUUGGAUUAAUUCAUUAGAUUUUAAUAAUUAUCUAGUUAGAGAGGCUACCAACAAUGAAAGAGAAGUUAAGACCAAUGAUCUAAUAGUAAUUUAAAAGAUUCAAAGAUAUCAUCACUGUUGUUGCAACUCAUAUGGAUAAAGCAGAUCAACCAGAAAAAAGGUAAUAAGAGUUAGUUGAUUUAAUUAAAGGAUAUAAUAUUAAGUCUUUGAUUUUUGUAUCAAAUGAAACAUAAGGAGAAGAUUUAUGUUUAAGGAUUGAUGUUAUUCUUUAGAACUGUGAUUAAAAAGGCAAAAUUUGUUAAUUAUCAUAAGCUGAAAUAUAAUCUCAUUUUGAUAUUAUUGAUUUAGCAGAUGAUGUAGUUGAUUAACUUAAUGAGGCAAAAGGUUAAGUUAGUGUUAAAUUUGAUAAAAUUGCAAAAGCUAUUAAAACAUUUAUUAAAAACUUUUCAGAGACUGAUCCAACUAUGCCUGAAGUUAUGCAUCAAUUAACAAUCGCUAUCAAAGAUUAUGCUGAUGAAACCCUCUUAAAAUUUGAAAAAGAUAACAUGAAUUUAUUUAAUGAUUUAUAUUCAAAACUUGAGGAUGAUAAAUUAGUUUAUUUAAUUGAUGCUCAAUUAAAAUAAGAAUUGGUAAUGGAAGUAAAUGGUUUGAUUUUUCUUGCUUAAAAUAAAAUGAAGAUAUCCUAAUAACAAUGUUUUAAUUAUAUAAAACAAUGCCCUCAUUGUGGUGAGAUUUGGAUGAAAGUUUAUGGAUGUGAAGAUCAAACAUUUUGUGGGAAAUUACCUGAAAAUGAAGAAGAACAUUUCAAAUAAUAAAAGACUCCAAAAAGAUUCAAAUUUUAAUUUUAGGAAUCAGGAAUAACUUAUCAUGAUUUGGGAAUUUAAUUUUCAAAAAAGGAUAAGAGUUAUUAAUUUUAGAAUUUAAUUCAGUCAUUCCAGAUUCCAUAAUAGAAUAGGGAAAGAGCACCAUCGAUGUAAGUAUUCGAAAGAUUCAACCAAUAAAUUAAAAAUUAUCAAGAAUAAAUAAUACCAAUUUAAAGACCUAAUUUAUAAAUGUUCUUAUAUGAACAUUUAAAUUUUGAAAGAAAAGGUAAGAUUGGCUGUGGUAAAUCAUUUAUAUGGCAUGAAUUAAAACCUUUACCUUAAGAAUAAUUAAAGGAAUUAUUAGAUCCAGGUUUGUUAGAUUAUUUGGCAAAUGUAGUAAGUGAAGAGAAAAAGGCUAAAUAAAUUGAAUUAGCUACCAAAAUUGAAAGCUUAAUGAAAACCAACUAAGUAGUUAUUCUGCAAUGA
This is a messenger RNA of Paramecium sonneborni, 1536 nucleotides long. NCBI's taxonomy places the organism in Eukaryota, Ciliophora, Oligohymenophorea, Peniculida, Parameciidae. The record is from the annotation of a GenBank genome assembly.